GGGCCCUAUAUCCGGUGUCCGCCCGCCCUAGCCUCGGCUGCCGGGAUCGAGAUGCUGUCCCGGUCGCGCUGCGUGUCCCGGGCGUUCAGCCGCUCUCUCUUCGCCUUCCAGAAGGGGAACUGCCCUGUGGGGAGGCGUUCUUUACCUGGUAUCUCCCUGUGCCAGGGACCGGCUUACCUUUAUAGUAAAAAGAUUGUUAUAAAUGACUCUGUCCUGAAUGUUCGAUUCUUCAGAACUACAGCAGUGUGCAAGAAUGAUGUUGUUACAGUCAAAACGCCAGCAUUUGCAGAGUCUGUCACAGAAGGGGAUGUCAGGUGGGAGAAAGCUGUUGGAGACACAGUCUCAGAAGAUGAAGUGGUUUGUGAAAUUGAAACAGAUAAGACAUCUGUGCAGGUUCCAUCACCAGCAAAUGGAGUGAUUGAAGCCCUCCUGGUACCUGAUGGAGGGAAAGUGGAAGCUGGAACCCCUCUGUUCACUCUCAGGAAAACUGGCGCUGCUCCUGCUAAAGCCAAACCAGCUGAAGCUCCCCCUGCUGCAGCUCCUAAACCAGAUUCUGUAGCAGCUACUUCUCCCCCUCCACCACCUGCCGCAUCUAUACCUACUCAGAUGCCCCCAGUGCCCCCUGUGUCAUCACAACCUGUCGAUACCAAACCUGUGUCUGCAGUAAAACCCUCUGCUGCUGUUUCAGCAGCAGAGCCAGGAGCUGGCAAAGGUGCGCGUUCAGAACAUAGGGUGAAAAUGAACAGGAUGCGACAGCGUAUUGCUGAACGUCUAAAGGAGGCCCAAAAUACAUGUGCAAUGCUGACCACUUUCAACGAGAUUGAUAUGAGUAACAUUCAAGAGAUGCGGGCCCGACACAAAGAAAGUUUUCUGAAAAAACACAACCUGAAACUAGGCUUCAUGUCAGCAUUUGUGAAGGCCUCUGCUUUUGCCUUACAGGAGCAGCCAGUGGUGAAUGCAGUGAUUGAUGAUACAACCAAAGAGAUGGUGUAUAGGGAUUACGUCGACAUCAGUGUUGCUGUGGCCACUCCACGGGGACUUGUGGUACCAGUUAUUAGGAAUGUGGAAACUAUGAAUUUUGCAGACAUCGAACGAACCAUAAAUGAGCUGGGAGAGAAGGCCCGAAAAAAUGAACUUGCCAUAGAAGAUAUGGAUGGUGGCACUUUCACAAUCAGUAAUGGAGGAGUCUUUGGCUCCCUCUUUGGGACCCCAAUCAUCAACCCCCCUCAGUCAGCCAUCCUGGGCAUGCAUGGCAUUUUUGAUAGGCCUGUUGCUAUUGGCAGCAAGGUGGAAGUGCGGCCCAUGAUGUAUGUAGCACUGACUUAUGACCACCGACUGAUUGAUGGCAGAGAGGCAGUGACUUUCCUUCGAAAAAUCAAGGCAGCAGUGGAGGAUCCUCGUGUCCUGCUACUUGACCUUUAGGGAAAGUCACACUCCCUAAAGCUCCAACUCACCGAGACUGAAAACCAGUCUUCCCCUACCCCCUCAUGUGUACCUGGGUCAGCUGGGUGGGAGACAGCCUCAUGUGCUGCUGGCUUAAGGGAAGCCAGAGCACUAGGUAACCAGCAGCUACAGCUCCUUUUAGGGCGUUCCUGUCCCUCUCUCCACUGCCUUUGUCUUAACACGAAUGCUCUUCCGUAUUAUACCCAAAGGGGGGAGAGAGAGAGUAUUGAUGGAGCCUCAUUAAUAUCCUAGCCUUUCUCCCAUAUAUUCUCCCCAGAGAUGAUUUUGCUUUUUUCCUGUGGCAGCAUAUAAUAGAGAAACCACUAGAGAAAUUGUAGCUCCUCUGUCUUACACCUGCCCAGUUUUAAAAAAUCCAACAUCCUCAGCGGCACAGGGGGAAGAUCCUGGCCCCCAGCAUUAUGAAGCUAUAGCCCUGGCUCUGAUCUUUCCAACCCUGGGCCCUGUGCAGCUUCUUUACUCAAAUACAGGGGAAGAGGUGCUGCUUUGCUUAUUAAAGGGCACCUUCCUGCUUAGGUAGCCUUGGUUGGCUUUAAAAUGCCUCUUCUACCUCUUUGGGAAGCACAGCCCAGGUGGCCUGAGGUUAGAGGGAGGGAGGAAGCGGGGGAGGGGGGGAAGAAGGUGAGCUUGCUCAGAAGACUUCAACUUGAGAUACUCUUGUCUCCAGAGGUGAGAGUGCAUCCAUUUUGCACUUAGACCAUGGGUCUUAUCUCCAGAAAGGCCCAUCUCUGCACAACCAUGCACAGUCCUGCUGUGCUCGCCUGCCUUUCUUUAUAAGUUCUUAGCAAUCAUACCAGCAAAGGGGUUGCAUUUAGAAGCAUCUUCAUUCUCUGGUGGAAGUGGACCUUGGAGCCAGUGGAGGUAGAAUUUGAGAGGGAUAGAAGGUCUCUAGUAAAAUGCUGCUGCCUAUUGUUUUUCUGGACUUGAUUUGAAAUUAAGUUCAAAUUGGUCUUUCUGCUGUAUGUGGACAGAUGAGGGCACUAAGCAUGACCAAUUCUGGUCUUAACGUUGUGGGCUGGCAGGGGAGAGGAAGCAAUAUUGGCUCCUCCAUGCUUUAACACAGGGCCAGGAUAAGGAUAGUAUGCUUCCUGAAGUUCUCCACCUUAGUGAGAAGCCAGCUGUGAGUUGUUAGUGUAAGAUAACAAAACAUCUGGAGUCAUCUUUAAAGUACUGCCCAAUGUUGGUGGGCAAAAUCAUUGGGGUCCCUUGGAAAAUGUUUCAACGUAUACUUCUAUUGUGAGGGCUACUGGAAAUCCAUCAAUAUGUAUCCAAAUAUACCUAGUUCUGAGGCUGCUGGAACCAUGGGGGCCAUUUAUUAGGGCCCAGCAUGAUAGGGGUGAGAAGGGUGGAUUCCAGUACUGAGUGCCUGCAGUGUCUACUACUCUAUCUCCAAUACACAGAACUUGUAAUUAAAAUAUUUAAAGAAACCAAUUUUAAAUGAAAUUAAAGGGGAAAUGUUCUCAAACUGUG
Molecule: messenger RNA, 2931 nt
Organism: Trichosurus vulpecula (common brushtail)
Lineage: Eukaryota; Metazoa; Chordata; Mammalia; Diprotodontia; Phalangeridae
Gene: DLST
Product: dihydrolipoamide S-succinyltransferase
Exons: 15
Coding region: 52-1422 (456 amino acids)
Biological process (GO): tricarboxylic acid cycle
Cellular component (GO): oxoglutarate dehydrogenase complex
Molecular function (GO): dihydrolipoyllysine-residue succinyltransferase activity
Source: RefSeq, a predicted model, not a curated record